AUGGAAGAAAAGUUAAAUGAAAUGGAACAAGCUGGUAUCAUCACAAGGACAUCAACGCCUUACAGUAGUCCAUUGACAUUCACUCUUAAAAAAGACGGCUCAAUUAGAGUUCUGCUUGAUGCCAGAAGCAUAAAUAAGAAAAUGGUUGCAGAAACAGAGAAACCACCUAUACAAUUAGAUGUUUUGAAUUCAUUUCACGGAGCGAAUUAUAUCACUACCAUUGACUUAAAUAAUGCAUAUUUUCAAAUUCCGAUAAAUAAAGAUGGUAGAAAAUAUACUGGAUUCACAUUCAAUGGAAAGUCAUAUGUAUAUAAUGUUUUGCCGCAAGGAUUAAAAACAUCAGUAGGAAGCUUUAGCAGAGCCAUGAAUUUAAUAUUAGGACCAGAAGUCCAAGAAUUUUGUGUGAACUAUUUAGAUGAUCUAGCCAUUAUUACAACAGGAACGUUAGAUAAACAUUUGGAGCACAUUGAUAUUGUUUUAAGUAAAUUGAACAAAGCUGGCUUAACGUGUAACUUGCAGAAAUGUGAAUUUAUUUGUAAAGAAAUUAAAAUGCUGGGUUUUAUAAUUUCAACAGAAGGCAUAAAGACAGAUCCCGAUAAGAUUCGAGCGAUCCAAGAGUUUCCAGCACCUAAAAAGAUUAAACAAUUAAGGGCCUUUUUAGGUCUAUGCAAUUUUUAUAGAAGGUUUAUACCAAAUUACAGCGAGAGCAUAAUACCGCUCUGUGAAUUACUUAAAAAGGGACGAAAGUUCCAAUGGAGCGGUAAAGAACAGAAGGCAUUUGAUUUUAUAAAACAACAAUUUAUUAAUACAAUACAAUUGCAUCAUCCAGACUUGAAUAAGCCGUAUUAUUUACAAACAGAUUGUUCCGGUGUGGGUAUGGCCGGAGUACUAUAUCAGAUAGAUGAUAAUAAUGAAAUGAGAAUUUUAGGCUAUCAUAGUAAAGCCUUAAAAGGCCCCGAAUUAAAUUGGUCUGUUACUGAACAAGAGUUUUAUGCUGUAAUAAGUUGCCUAAAGAAAUUUGAAACAUAUUUGCGGGGCAGUAAAGUAAUAAUACUAACUGAUCAUAAAGCAUUAUUGUUUCUUAAUAAUAUGAAGUUAUUCAAUGGUAGAGUAACCCGAUGGAUUUUGUAUAUAGAACAAUUUAAUUAUGAAGUACAGCAUAUAUCGGGUGGACGUAAUAUUGUUGCAGAUGUGCUAUCACGUUAUCCUCCUGAUGGCGAUUUAAUACAAGAGGAUAAAAAUAAUAGUUUAGAAAUUGCUUACACAGAGAGCGAACCGAAUAUUGAGUUGAUAGAAAAAUUAAAAUCCUUAUCAGUAUAUCAAUUACAAGAUUCAGAGUCGUUGGCUAUUAUUGAAAAGUUAAAGACAUUAAAUACUUCCAUAAUAAAACAAAACAAUAAAUUUAAAAGGUAUAGUUUGAAAAAUGAUGUAUUAUAUUACAAAACGAAUUUACAAGAAGUAAUAUAUUUACCUAAAGCAUUGAGACAAGAUAUUAUAAAUCAAGUGCAUGUCGAAAUGGGUCAUCAAGGACCCUAUAAGGUAAUUAAAUAUGUGAGAGACAGAUUCUUUUGGAAAGGUUUAACAAAAGAUAUUAAAAACCAAUUAAGGGCUUGUCAUUUAUGUCAGUUAUCUAAGAAAAGCAAUAUAACAUAUGUGGGUCCCUGCAAAUCUAUAAUAACAGAAAACAUUGGCGAUAUAGUCAUGACUUAUAUGGACCGCUUGUAUCAGUCAACAGCAAAGUCUGUUGUAACAAAAGUAAAGCAUUUUGUUGAGAUUAUAAAGCCCAAGGCAAUAAUGACAGAUAAUGGAAAACAGUUCGUAAGUAAUCACUGGAAACAAUCAAUGAGAGAUUUAAAUAUAAAGCCAAUAUAUACCACAGUUAGAAAUCCUAGACCAAAUACAACAGAGCGAGUAAAUAAAGAGUUGAGCAGAUUAUUUAGGACGCUUUGUCAUACUAACCACAAAGAUUGGGCGUUAAUAUUGCCGAAAUUAGAAGAAUUGUAUAAUAAUUCUUAUCACAAUAGUACAGGCUUCACGCCUUGUGAAAUUCUUUAUGGUGAGUCUAAUGAGAUGUCUUUUGACAAAGUAAUUUCCAAAAGCAAAGAAAAACAUAAUGUCGAACAAAUUAGACAACAAGUGCGUAAAAAUUUAAAAGAGGCAAGUCGAAUAAGAAACAUAAAAUUUGAUAAGCGAAAUAGAUUAAUAAAAUAUAAUAUUGGUGACUUAGUAAAAAUUUCAAGAUCUAGUAGAUCAGACGCUGAUAAUAAAGUUAUGAGUAAGUUCAAUUUGGCAUAUGAAGGGCCUUAUGUAAUAGCAGCCAUACCAUUUGACAAUGUAUAUACCUUAGCAAAUCCAGAGACAAACGAAAUUAGAGGAAUUUUUAAUGCUAUUCACUUAUUAAAAUAUUUUAAAUAA
Molecule: messenger RNA, 2415 nt
Organism: Parnassius mnemosyne (clouded apollo)
Lineage: Eukaryota; Metazoa; Arthropoda; Insecta; Lepidoptera; Papilionidae
Source: the annotation of a GenBank genome assembly